Mesorhabditis spiculigera is the source of this 2484-nucleotide messenger RNA. The record is from the annotation of a GenBank genome assembly. NCBI's taxonomy places the organism in Eukaryota, Metazoa, Nematoda, Chromadorea, Rhabditida, Rhabditidae.
AUGCCGACAGCCUCGAAAUCCGGCAUCGAUGAUAAUAUCUACGGCGAAUUCUUGAACAUCUGGAUGCGGCAGAUGCUGACUUUUCGCCAGUCGCAGUGUACCAGCAAGGAUAUGAAAAAGCUCGAACACUUUUAUUUGUGGCUUUUCCUGUGCCUUGCGCGGACAACCUCGGCCGGACCGCUCGAAUAUGAUUAUGAAAAUGUUGCCACCUCCGAUUUGUCGGCCGUCGUUUACCCCAGAAAGCCGAUGAUAGUCGAAGUUCUGCUAUGCGUAGAUGCUAAUCUCCCGGUCUACUCAUCCACACGAUCAUCAAAGCUAAACGGAGCUGUGCUUUCUAUGCUUCAAUCCGUUAACAUGCAUUUCUAUCCGCUUAAUAUCCAAGUUGUGAUCGUGGAUGUAAUUCCGGUUCAAUACGAUGGCUCAGGACUGACAGAUUUUCUGGACAAACAGCUGAGCCUGCCCGCCCGAGAUAUGGUAUUACUCUUAACCGAAGAGAAAUAUGGCUCGGGCACAUCAUUCGCAGGCGGGCUAUGUACGGAGCGAGACACAGCAAUUCUGGGGCUAGAUCCGAGUCGGCCAGCCGCUGCUGGAACUGCAAUGUUCUACCAAUUUGUAAACCUACUGGGAUUAAACCAUUCCGCGCAGACCGACUGUGAAUGCUCAUGGGGAAGAAGAAAAUGUCUCAGACUGGGGGGCUAUGGCGACUGCGCGGUUCAGGGCGUGGUCAACCUCGCGGACACAAUUCCUUGUCUACGCUCUCAGGCACAACCAUCAGCAUCGUACGUACCCGUAUGUGGCAACGGAUUUGCGGAAUCUACAGAAGAUUGUGAUUGUGGACCAGCUAGUUAUUGCGGAAACCCCAUCUGCAAUGCCAAAACCUGUAAAUAUCGGGUGUCACUUGGCUGGAUCUAUGUUAUAGUGGCUGGCCUGAUCUUGAUGAUUGCAAUCGGGAUCGUGAUGGUGAUCAAGGCCAUUCGUUGUUGUUCUUGCAUACAUCGUAAGGCCACGGAAUCUCCGAAAAGACGUGUCAUUGUUGUGAGACACGAUACUACAACUUUAAAUGGUGUCCCUGCCGAUUACCGUAUUCGAACGAGAAGUAUCAGUAGCACCUCCAGUGGACCGGCCUUGCCAUUGAGCCCGGAAGCCGCAAAGAAAAAGAAAAGAUCCGAUCGCCUCCCUAUUAUCCCAACAAAGAAAAGCUCGAAAGCUUCAAGAACAAGUCUGAGACCGCCGAAGCCGACGCCUGAACGUUCAGGAACCUCGCCUGGAUACGUUCCGAUGAGGACAGUCACGUGGAGUCAGGUCGGAGCAACGUUCUCCCACAUGGCUAAAGGUCUACCGAUGCUUAACAACCGCGUGAGUGACACGGGAUCUCUGGACAAUAUCGUUGGAGCGCUCAAGAACCGGCGUCUAUCGAGACAUGCUGAUGAGCGUUGCCUUUCCCCGCCCAUCACUUCAGCACCAUAUUUGCAUGACAACUUCGGGCAGAACUUCAGAAAUGCUCAAUCGGCGCUUCAUUUGUAUAUUAAUCUACCAUCUGAUGAUGAAGCUCCUGUCGAUUUGCCAACUUUUCCACAUCCCUUGAGACGCCGUUCAUCCGUUAGCGGCCCACCUCCAACCAUGGACAUGAGUCUCUUUGAUCUCGAUGCACCGAUUCCAAUUUCAAUGGAAAACCUGGCUGAUGGCCAAGGCGAUCAACCAGCGACGAUUCGUACUCAUCACAAGACUAACAAAGGCUAUGAGAUUCCUGCUGCACAUAGAGAAACAGAAGAACCGGACAACGGUGCAGGAAGCGAAAAAUCCAAGCCAGAUGACAUGCGUGGAGAAGAAUUUAGCCGCAGAAUCGGCUUCGCCGAACGAAUAAAACCUCUCCGAACCGGCCUCUCUAUUGCCUUGGUUAUACUGGUACCCCUACUUGCAAUAGCCUUAUCCACUUCAACUGACAAAGAUGAUUUCAAAGUGGGCGUGCAGAAAGCGUUAGAAGAAAACAAACUAUCUGAGAAUCACGAACGGUUAUUAAACGCUACCCUUACAAACUGGCUGAAUCAGAAGAGCGAAGAACCCAUGGUGGUUUUGGUGUACACUUCCGAUAAAAAAGGAGAAAAUACGGUCUCUCAGUUGGUCAAAGUCGCACAAGAUACGUUGGGAGCUCCGGGGGCAUUCAAAGUUACAGAAACGUCUACCCGAAAGGAUCUGCAUGAUUACUUUUCCGAAGUAAAGUCCUCGGAUUUUCACAUGGGAUUUCUGACGAACGUGGCCGACUUACACAAUGACGCUCCAUUGGCUCUACAUGGAUGGUUCGAUGAUCAGUUCAUAAUUGGUGAACACUUAUACGUGAUACUUCAUGUCGAAGGACCAGCCGUUUCCUCGAACUGCGAAGAGAGUGUGGUCAGCCAAUUGUCAGAACGAUGGAAGCCGAAUAUCUCCAAAGAUGUUUCAAUUCCGGCAAUUUUGCAUAGUCGAAUUGAUCAUUAUAUGUGUAUU